GACAGCUGCCCUCCCUCUCCCCUCCUCUUCAGAUCUGCAGUUUGAAGAAGGCUGUGCCCAACAGGAGCCGACAUUCACAGCACUAACACAUGUUUUGUGGAUCAGAGGUGAAACCAUUUUUAGUUCUGAGGAAGUAAAACUUAAACGGUUGUUACUGACAGGAGAGAUGGCGCAGAGAGGAGUUCAGCUGAACCAGGAAGUGAUCUGUUGUCCGAUCUGUCUGGAACUCCUAAAGGAUCCGGUGACUGUUCCCUGUGGGCACAGCUACUGUAUGAGCUGUAUCAAAGCUCACUGGGAUGAGGAGAAGAGGAAGAAAACCUACAGCUGUCCUCAGUGCAGACAGACCUUCACACCGAGGCCUGUGCUGGGGAAAAACACCAUGUUAGCUGUUUUAGUGGAGGAGCUGAAGAAGACUGGACUCCAAGCUGAUCCACAGACGCAGGGAGACCGCGAGGUGAGCCGACAAAACAUCCAGCAGAGAAUCCAGGACAGAGAGAAAGAGGUGACGAUGCUUCAGCAGGAGGUGGAGGCUGUCAGUCGCUCCGCUGAUGAAGCGGUGGACCACUGUGAGAAGAUCUUCUCUGAGAUGAUCUGCCUUAUAAAGAGGAGAUGCUCUGAUGUGAAGAAGCAGUUCAGAGCUCAGCAGGAAGCCAACGUGAGGCGAGUUAAAGAGCUUCAGGAGAAGCUGGAGGAGGAGAUCACUGAGCUGAGGAGGAGAGAUGCUGAGCUGGAGAAGCUCUCAAACACAAAGGAUCACUCUCGCUGUCACAGAGAGUCUUUGGACUCAUCCAGCUUCACUCUCCGUCCUCUGACUCUCUUCAAAAGCACGACAGCAGCUGUGACAGACCUCAGAGACAAACUACAGGACGUCCUGAGUGAGAACUGGACAAAAAUCUCACAGACGGUGACUGAAGCAGAUGUUCUCCUGUCACAACCAGUGCCAGAGACCAGAGCUGAGGUCCUGAAGUAUUCACGUCACAUCACACUGGAUCCAAACACAGUGAACGCACGGCUGGUGUUAUCUGACGGGAACAGGAAGGCACAAUUAAUGAGUAAAGAACAGUCUUAUUACAGUCACUCAGACCGCUUCACUAACUGGGCUCAGGUCCUGAGUACGGAAAGUCUGACUGGACGCUGUUACUGGGAGGUGAAGCUGAAAGGAGACGGCAUUUAUGUAGCAGUGGCGUACAAGAGUAUCAGCAGAGCAGGGGGCACGAGGGAAUGUAGACUCGGACACAAUGACAGAUCCUGGGUGUUAGACUGUGACAACAGCAGUUAUAAGUUCUGGUUCAACAGCGUCCAAACUCCAGUCUCUGGUCCAAGAUCUUCAAGGAUAGGGGUCUACCUGGAUCACAGCGGAGGUGUUCUGGCCUUCUACAGCAUCUCCGAUACCAUGACUCUCCUCCACAGAGUCCAGACCAUGUUCACUCAGCCUCUGCAUGCUGGACUUGGGUUUAAUUUCUGGUGUUCUGGAUCCACUGCUGAGUUCUGUAAACCCAAAUCGACAGAAGCUUUAAAUCUUAAUUCUUCAUGGGACACUCAGUGAAAAAACUUGGAUAUAUAUUUUUGUACUUUUGUCACUUAAAGAUUUUUCAUUCAUAUUUUGUAAAUCAAGGUCAACAAAGUGUCUAGUCACAAUUUAUUGCCUGUCUUUGGGAGAAAAAUAAGAACUACAUCAACUGAAGUCCCUUGUCUCUUGGGUGGGGUGUGGAGUGAGUCUCUGCUCCAAGUGAAGGAGUUCAAGUAUCUCAGGGUCUUGUUCACGAGUGAGGGUAAAAGGGUGAGAUUGGCAGGCGGAUUGGUGUAGCAUCAACAAUACUGUGGGUGUUGUGCUGGACUGUUGUGGUGAAGAGGGAGCUGGGCCGAGAGGCAACGGUCUCAAUUUACCAGUCGAUCUACCUCCCGACCCUCACUUAUGGUCAUGAACUCUGGGUAAUGACCGAAAGAAUGAGAAUACAAUACAAAAGAAUACAAGCGGCCAAACUGAGUUUUCUCCUGAGGGUGGCUUUGGCUCAGCCUUAGAGAUGGGGUGAGGACUUCAGGGAGCUAGGAGUAGAGGCACUGCUCUUACACAUUGAAAGGAGCCAAUUUAGGUGGUUCAGGCAUCUAAUCAGGAUGCCUCCUGGGCGCCUGGACAUGCUGGAGGGAUUACAUAUCCUGUCUGGUCUGGGAAUGCUUCGGGAUCCCCCAGAAGGAGCUGGAAAGUGCAAGGAUGCCUGGGUGGAUUACUUAGCCUGCUACCUCUAUGACCCGUCCCCGGAUAAGCAGAAGAAGAUGGAUGGAUCUAUGGAUGGUCAACCAAAGCGACUCUACAGUGUUUGAUUCCUUGCUCUAUAAGUUGUUAAAACAGCUGCUUCAUGUUGCAUUUUUGCACUGAAAUGUCUAUAUGAAUUUUAAAAAUGACUACUGUGCUUCUCCAACUAUUCAUAGGUCAUGUCAUGUGACCAAGGACUCAGGAAGCAUCCAUCAUUCCUAUCUUGCCCGUUGGAGAGAAGCGAGGUUAUAACAGUUUUGGAUUUUUCAUUAGGUUUAAUUUUUAUUUAGUUUUUUUCCUUUUCUUUUGAAUUUCAGUUUAGUUUUAACUACUUUUUGUUGCUGUUUUUUAAAGUUCCGUUUAGUUUUUAUUUUGCAAAAAUGCUCAGUUUUAGUGUUAGUUUUAGUUUUGUCUGCAAUAUGGAGUACCUGCCAGGGGCGACAUCCACAAGGGCUCUUCACUUUUCCCUGUAAUUAUUUAAUUUUAAUGAUGGCAUACAACUCAAGACCUAAAAUUAUCAUUGUGUG
This is a messenger RNA of Cheilinus undulatus (humphead wrasse), 2781 nucleotides long. Its product is annotated as E3 ubiquitin/ISG15 ligase TRIM25-like. Gene Ontology annotation, molecular function: protein binding. Bases 167 to 1546 code for a protein of 459 amino acids. The transcript has a single exon. Lineage: Eukaryota; Metazoa; Chordata; Actinopteri; Labriformes; Labridae. The record is from RefSeq and is a predicted model, not a curated record.